AUGACCAUUCAGUUAAUUCCUCGCGGAAGCUUUGCAAUAGCAGCAUUAGUUGUUGCAAUUUCUCUUCUCGGAACCUACUUUUAUCCCUCCACCUUUACACAAACAGCUCUAUCCCCGACAGUUCACGACCCACUACGUGAUAUUACAUAUAUCGGGAGUGCAUUGGAGGAUGUCGAGCAUUUCCAGAAUAUUUUUUACGCCGAAGAGCCCUCUGGGCCUCGACGAUUUGCACCUCCCGUUCCCGUGCGCCCCUCGAAAGGCUCAGUGAUUGAUGCUACCAGCGCCGGCGCUUGGUGUCCCCAGGGUACUGGAGAUAUUUUGCCUUUCACUAGCCGAGUCACUAACAUCAGCGAAAACUGUCUGAGCUUACGAAUUGCCCGUCCGAAGGGCGCACUAGCAGGUCAAAAAUUACCGGUGGUUGUAUAUAUUCAUGGAGGUGGCCAUGCGUUGGGUUCCGCCUCGGAUAUCCUCUAUCAUCCUGAUGGGCUCGUGCAAGAAGCUGCCAUUAGUGAGAAGCCAUUGAUCUACGUGGCAAUCAAUUAUCGACUAGGCUUUUUCGGAUUUGCAACCAGCCAUGCGAUGAUAGAGAAUAAGCAGACAAAUGCUGGACUUCGGGACCAGCGUGCUGCAUUGGAGUGGGUCAAAGAUAAUAUCGAAGCCUUUGGAGGCGAUUCGAAUCGAGUGACUGCGAUCGGUCAAAGCGUUGGAGCCAGUGAUAUUGGUCUCCACUUGAUCUCAUUCGAUGGUACACGAGGAGUCCCAUUUCAACAAGCCAUGAUGAUGUCCGGUGCUCCAGGCCUCAACUUUAACAGUGAUCCGGCCCUGGUAGCUGAAAACACCGCCUCCAUCGCCGAAAAAGUCAACUGUGUUCAACCUAGCGAAGAUGCACAGUCUCUCGCAACAUUGGAGUGCCUCCAACGUACUCCUUUUGAACUCCUAACCAAUCUUUCCGUCACGGCCUCCCGUGCAGCCCGUCCUCCCUUUGGGGAGGGAUUCUUCUAUCCAACCAUUGACGGGGACAUGAUUACCGCGCGUCCAUCUGAGCUCCUCCGCGCCGGUAAAUUCGAGCCUAAUAUUCCUUUGAUCGGCUCUUGGGUCACCAACGAUGGAGCCUGGUACGCGCCUCCAACCACAGCUACGGACACCGAUGUCCUCGCGAGCUUCGGUCUCUGGCUUUCUCAUCUGUCCGACUCGACAAAGACCGAACUUCUCGCCUUGUAUCCCAUUAAGGAUUUCGAACAUAUCAAGCGACACUCAGAGGAUGGGUCACCAAUUUCACCGCAGUAUUACCGUGCAGCGCAGAUGAACCGGGACAUAUGGUUUACCUGCCCCGUAUUGGAUUUUACGUGGCAUUAUCUUCAAAAGCAGCAAAACGGUGGAAAAGAAUCAAAAUCUUCGGCGACCGACUCACGAGUAUGGCUAUAUGAGCAUAAUGCCACGCGAUACUCACCUAUCUUCCAAUAUAUGGGUGUUCCAAUGUGGGGUGUGGCACAUUUGAGCGAUAUCCCGUAUGUGCUGAACAAUCAGGGGUUAGAGGCAGGGGCAGAUAACUCGCCAGAUCAAUUGGAAUUAGGGAGGGCACUCAGCCGUCGGGUAAUUGACUUUGCAUACCAUGGGCGUCCUGAGCAGUUUGCGGCAGAUUCAUGGCCGCCAGCUUUCAACAAAGAGGAGUUGCGGUUGGGCAAGACCACUCCCGAAACGAUUUCAAUUCGGGUUUUCGGUGGGAUUUCCAAGGAGUCUGGGGAGGCAGUCACCGUUAAUCGUGGUGCUGAGUCUGAAGAUCUACAGAAUACAUUAGAAAGCGCGGUGAAGUGGGAGAAGCUGUUUGAACGGUGCGAAUUCAUCAAUCGUCCGCAGAUGAGGCUCGAGGCGGGUGUUUAG
Penicillium verhagenii is the source of this 1881-nucleotide messenger RNA. Its product is annotated as lipase. Bases 1 to 1881 code for a protein of 626 amino acids. The transcript is spliced from 6 exons. Lineage: Eukaryota; Fungi; Ascomycota; Eurotiomycetes; Eurotiales; Aspergillaceae. The record is from RefSeq and is a predicted model, not a curated record.